Molecule: messenger RNA, 8978 nt
Organism: Scatophagus argus
Lineage: Eukaryota; Metazoa; Chordata; Actinopteri; Scatophagidae
Gene: carmil2
Product: capping protein regulator and myosin 1 linker 2
Exons: 40
Coding region: 449-6097 (1882 amino acids)
Biological process (GO): cell migration; regulation of Arp2/3 complex-mediated actin nucleation
Cellular component (GO): plasma membrane; lamellipodium
Molecular function (GO): protein binding
Source: RefSeq, a predicted model, not a curated record
UGUGCACGCCUACAUGAGAGAAAAGAGCGAGACUCGGUUGUAUGCAGAUUUGUAUCUAUGAGAAAAAAUUUUGGUGGUUGCUUGUGUGUGUGUGUGUGUGUGUGUGUCUCCACACCUUUAGUAUCUUCGCCCUGCAUUUUUUGAUUUUUGCUGCCACACACACCAGCUCCUCAGUUCCACUGACUGUCUGUGGUCUCUACUCUUCAGCCAGCACUGGAUGAUUACAGAUUUAUUGUCUAUUGACAGGAUUUUUAUAGUUUUUCUUUAAGUUUGGGCAUAAGAGCUGGUAUUUACGUUUACCCUAUUUUUUUUUUCGUGUUGUUAUGAUGCAGUGGAAAAUCAGUCAGUUUUUCUGCGUGGAAGUUUGAUACCGCAGGAGCAAUAGAUGAUCACCACUUGACUUUUGGGCAUUUUUUUUCCAUAAAUACCAGUUAUUCAAAUCUACAGUAUGGAUUCUGUCUCUCAGAACUUGCAAGCAGAUCAAAUCUCAGAGCUGCUGAAGCCCCACAGAGUCUGUCUGGUGACGCCUGUUGUUCUGAACCACUCCAGUCACCCGUGUGACAGAUCGGCCAGCAGGUUUGUGGUGCUGAGUCUAUGGAGAGGCUACCUGAUUGUAAACAAACAACCUAUCAGGGUGGAGAGCACUUUCAGCUACCUGGAGAUUUGCUCCAUCAACAUUCACAGUCUCACUCAGAUUGUGUUGGAGACAGACAGGCAGAGUCUGUCUUUCAGUGUAUUGCACGUUGAGGAUCUUGAGGCCAUGGUCAGUCACAUGACUGCUUCGCUGAAAAGGAUUUUUCCCGAUUCCUCUCCAGGAAAGCUGCUAAAGAUGAUUCCUGCAAAUCUCGAGCAGAGACUCCUCACACAGACUGCUGUGAUAGAAGAACAGUUGAACAGUCAGCCUGGCUCUUGUGGAGGAUUCUCUGACACCUACGCUGCUCUGUGUGAUUUCAAUGAGAUGCCGUUCAGAGAGGAGAUUCAGUGGGAUAUUGACAACAUUUACUACAUCAACAACUGGAGACAGUUCAACCUGCAGGACUUCAGUCACUUAGACAGCAGGUGCAGUACAGUACAGUGCUGUUUCAUCCAGUCUUACCAUACAUACUAUUUAAAUUCUUUUCCUUUUUUUGUCAUUGUUUCCCCUUUUUCUUUUCCUCUCAGAGACCUGGCAUUAGCGGUAGCAGCUCUGUCUUUUAACCAGUGGUUUACCAAGAUCUACUGCAAAGAAAUCAAACUGUCAAUCGACAUCCAGCAGCAGCUGACCCUCUUGCUGUCCAGAUCUCCCAGUCUGAAGGAGCUCUCGCUGGAGGCCAGCGGACUCAAACUGGACUUUGCAGUUAAAAUGGCAGCUGCCCUACGGGACCACACCUCCUCUACCCUGCAAUCCAUCAACCUCUCAGGAAAUCCAAUCGAAGACAAAGGUGUAAUAGCUCUCAGUCAGGAGUUGGCGAAUCUAUCUGAAGGACUCAAGCACCUUUCACUGUCUCGGGUAUCAAUGACUGCGAGAGGUCUCGGCUGUCUCAGUCAGGUGUUGUUCUCCACCCAGCUGUUCUCAGCAACCCUGACCCACCUCGACCUGUCUGGUAACCCCAGCAGCCUGGUUUCUGAGGAGGCCAUGUUUCUCUUCAAGUUCUUGUCCAGCACUAACUCUCUGUCUCAUCUGGACCUCAGUGAUACCGGCUGCCCUCUGGAUACGUUAUUUGUGUCCCUGUCUACUGGAUGUUGUUACAAACUGAUGCACCUGAACCUGGCCAGGAAUCCUUUCAGCCACAGAAAGGUGCGGGAGGUGACCAGGAGCAUUCGAGAGUUCUUCAGUCAGAGCUGUGAACUGAAAUAUGUGGGUCUGUGUGAAACCAAGCUACCACCACAAGCUCUCAGGUUAUUACUACAGGGUCUGGCGACCAACACUCGUCUCUUUGGGCUGGAGUUGGACCUCAGCAGCUGUGAGCUGCAUUCAGCAGGGGCCCAGGUGAUACAAGAGCACAUUUCUGAAGCUACAGCUAUCAGAAGUCUGAACAUCUCUGACAAUGGUUUUGAGAAUGACCUGGUGACUCUGGUCCUGUCUGUCGGCCGAUGUCACUCUCUUCGGCACCUUGCACUGGGGAGAAAUUUUGCCAUGAAGUCAAGACCUCUCACUGAUGUUCUUCAUCGUAUAGCCCAGCUCAUUCAGGAUGAAGAGUGUCCCUUGCAGUCUCUAUCACUGUGUGACUCCAAGCUGAAAACGGGGAUGCACAUCCUGCUGAGCGCUCUAGGUGGCCAGGCUGCCCUGGCUGAAGUGGACAUCAGUGGAAACAAUAUCGGAGACACUGGAGCCAAAAUGCUGGCCAAAGCACUGAUGAGCAACACCAGACUUAGGAGUCUAACAUGGGACAGAAACAAUGUAACUGCCAGAGGUUUCCAGGAUGUGGCUGAUGCCUUGGAAAGGAACUUCACUUUGCAGCACGUGUCUCUCCCCCUGGCUGACAUCACACAAAGUUACCGCAGCAACCCUGACAGAACAAAAGAGGCCCUGCACAAGAUUCAGCAGUGUUUAGACAGGAACAACCAGCAACGGUCUGAUAGAGGAGAACGUCAGCAAGUAUUUAGAGCUCAACAAUCUGAAAAGCUGGUCAGGGGUUUGUGUCGGCAGCUGGAGGACAGCCUUCAGCAUUUAAAACACUGCAACAUUCAGGAGGUCCAAGCUGACAUCCUGGCAGCGCAUGAGGUGCUGCACAACACCAGGGAGUCUUUGAAGCUGCUUCCCUCUCUGUAUGAGGCAGGCAGGGAGUGUGCCCCUGAUGGAAACUUAGUGAACUGCACCCUCACUGACGCUGCCACUGCACUCUCUGAUGAGUUCACUGGACGCAUACAGGAGCUGGCUCAAAGCCUGAUGAGGUGUGCAGAGGCAGCGUGUCCACGGGUUGUCCAGCGGUCUAGCGUUUGCGAGUGUCUGUCAGAGUGUGUGUCCAGAAGAAGCAGACAGAUACACACAUUUCUGAGAAGCUCUCUGGUGGAGAACACAGGACAGAUGAUCAGCAACAGACUGCGUGAACUGAGACAAUCACUGAGUGUCUCUCUGGCUGAGAGCAUCUUAGAGCAGGUACUGCAGGAUCUGACAAGCGCACAGGGCAAAGUGGAUUGCCUUAUAAAGGAAAAUUCAUGCCUGGCUCUGAGAACCAACGUCCCAGAGAUCAGACUGGUCGACGGCAUCUUCCCAACUGAUGAUUACAGUCCAGCAUUCUGGAGAAACAGUUUCCACUCCAAGAGCCUGAGGCCUGCCCUGUCAAUUAAGAGUCUCCUGGAUGCAGACUGGGAGCAGCAGACCAGGGACAGAGGAGCAGAGAGAGAGACGGAAGGAGGUUCUGGAGAGGAAGGAGGAGGAGAAGGAAGGUGUGGUCUUGCUCGGUUGCCGACAGCAACCCCCCUGUCAGUCAGAGCUUCAAGCCCCUCCCUUUCCCCUUACACUUCCCCGUCCCCCUCCCCCCCGGGACAGAGGCAGAGGAAGGGGGAGGUGGCAGCAGUGGAUGCUGCAGCAGCAUCAAGAGCAAGAGGAGCAUCAUCCAUUCCUCCUCCCAGUCUCCCUCUCCUUUACUCCAUCUCUGCUCAAGCACCACGAGAGGAGGCUGUUGGCCGUGGAGGCUUACCCAGACGAGAGGCUCCCUUCCCUGGCUGCAGCCACAGCCCAGGCCCCCUCCCCAGCUCUGGAUCCCCCGCUUCUCCCAUGGAGCCUUUACCCACCCAGGGACAGACUCUAAGGCACUACACUGCCUCCCGACCACGGCCACGACGCACACACACACAGCCCCCCUCCUCCAGGCCUCAGGAGCCUGUUUCAAAGGUAGAAAAUGAGGCCGAUGAGGGGAUGGGCAGAGUGGAUGAAGGAGUCGAGGAGUUCUUCACCAAGAAAAUCAUCCCUGACUAUGCACUAAAAGGCCGGUGGGAGGAGUCAAACCCUGCCCAAGCCACUCCCCCAGAGUCAAGCUCCACCCCCACAGCCUCAACCCCCUUUUCCUCUUCGUCUGACAAUAUCACCUCCACUACCACCAUCACUGUCACUUCUCCCUCUGUCCCGUCUACUAACACAUCCUUUACAUCCACUGAUGUACCACCCCUUUCUACAUCCUCCGCUCGCCCUGCCUCCUCUUCUUUCACCACCAACACAACCACACUUCCCACCAAAAACAUCAAGAAAAAGUUUGGCGACUUCUUCGCCUUCAAGAGGGCUCGAACGGCUCGAAAGGCAGGAGGGGGAGAGGGAGGAGGAUAUGGGGUGAAGGUCAAAAGAACCUCCAUUGCAGACCUCAUUCGACCCCUCCGUGAGGCCAAAGAAAGGGAGAGAGAGAGGGAGAGGGACAAGGAGAGAGAGAAGGGGAGAGGGUCAAGGUCAGAGGAGGAUGCUAACGUUUCUAAUGAUGCCACCACCACAGAAGGAACCGUUGCCACCAGCCACCAUCUUGCAGGAGAUGCGAGGGAAAUGAUGGUGCCUGCCAAGAUAUUAGCCACGAUGACGCCUCCCUGUAAGACCACUUCCUCUUACCCCACCAUUGCGACAAGCCAUGAUGUCCCGACUGCUGCGCUGUCCAACCUGGAAGAAGAGGCAAUUUUUGUCUUGCCAGGUCGCGCCCCCAGUCCUGUGGUCACUUCCCCUGUAACUGAGCAAGAGAGGAGCAGCAUGCUGAUGAAGAACAUGAAACUGGGAGGGACUCCAUAUGAAGAGAGGAGACUGAAGGUGACCAAGAGGUCACUGAGGGAGGGCAAGAGUCAGAGUCUCAUACUGCUGACCGGACUAGAGCCUGAACACAAGGAUGACGCACACAGUAAGCAACAUGCAUCUGAGGGCACAUCUAGUUUUGAGCAGAGGCUUCAGGUGAUGCUACACAGAAUGGGUGUGGCCAAGACACCACCUGCAGACACCAAGACGAGCCAGAAUAAAGAUGAGGAGCUGAGAAAGGCCAACUCUGAAGGUGCUAUCCUGGAUAAACCUGAACCACCUCCCACAUACAUGAAGCCCAGAACUAUGUCAACUUCAUCAGCAGACCCCAGGCAUCCUAUGAGAGCUCUGGACACCAUCCGAGCAGACCAUCCCCUGAAGCCCGCCCUCCCUGAGCGUCCCGCUGGCCCUCUUCCACCCAAACCUGCCAUUGCUGCCAAGCCUCCUAUCCCCACCCCUGCUGCUCUUGCAGGAGGAGUUUGUCCCUCCUCUGCUCCUCCCUCCAGCAGCUCAGCAGAAAGCAUUCAGCUCAGACCACACACACAUGAUGCCAAACCAGGGGAAACUACAGCACAGAAUGGCAGCCAGGAGGGUCCCCGGGCUGCAACCACAGCUUUGUCCCCCAGGAAAGAGCUGCUUCCUCCAGCACCAUCUCCAAGGAGAAGUCCCAGCACACAGGAUCGCUCUGAGAAAGCACAAUCGGCGACUGAUGAGAGUCUUCCUAAGCCACGCCAACACAUGAAGCCCCUUCCACAACGCAGGGCUGUGUCCGUGCAUGAGGAGGCUUUGGCCAUGACACAAGAGCUGAAGGCAGUGUUACAGAGGUCACCCAUCCGUAUCCGGGGCACCAGAGGGGAUCUGCCCAUCUGCACUGAAGAUCCAUCUGGUGUGGAAGAAGCACACAGAGGUCAUAAAGCCAGUGACGUGGUUAAAGGGACAGCUGAAGAGGCGGCUGUCCAGAAGGAGGAGCUGAAGGUGGAGAGAGGAAGGACAGGCUAUGGAGGGAUAGCUGAAAACAGGCACCCUCCCCCAGGAGAGGAUGAAGCUCCAAGCUCAGGGUGUCCCUCCUCUACAGCUCAGACUCAACAAGAAGUAUCAGUUCCCCGACUUUUUGGUCUAGCUGCAGCCCUCGACAAAGCUCCAUCCAUCCCAGAGAGGCCUCCAGCACUAACCCAAACUCUGGAAAAGCCCCCUGUAACCCCCACAUCUCAGAAAAGGAGCCCCAGCACAGCCCCAGAUGCAUCUUCAUCUCCAGAAAUCCCCCAAAGGCGUCCUUUGUCCCAAAAGGUCCCUGGCACAGUGGAUCUGAGAAACAGCACACAGGAGAAAGGAGAGUCAGUGUCUAAACAGCACACAAUGAAGGCAGAGCCAGCAGACCAAAGAACUGAGCCCCCUCUGUCUGAAUAAUACACACAGACUGAUUACCCGGGAAAAAAAAGGCACACCUAGGAGAGAGAGGAGGAAGGGGCACAUGACAUCACUGAGAUCAGGAACUGAGAGACUAUACAGGGCGCAGCUAACAUCUGUACAGUUGGUAUAUUGGCUGUUUGGGGUGAAUAAACACAGACUGCACAAAUGGCCCAGUGGUCAAAUUUAUGCUGGAACAAUAACAAUUUUGAAUGUUCAAGACAACUGAACAAAUGUGAUCUGCUGGCCAUUACCUGUCUGAAGUUUUGAGUUGAUUAGAAGUGCCUAAUGGCACCUGUUUUAGUUUGUGUGAGGCUUGCGUUACGUGUUCAAAUUGGCCACCGAGUUGUUCUUUGCAGUCCAUGAUUAUUUACCCCAAACUUCAAAUGUACUGAUGUAAGCAUAUCUUGUGUUGACGGUUCCUCCUCUGAAUGAUGUCCUAAAAUUACCAGGAUAUCUGUUAUUUUGCUCCAGAUUCACUAUUUUCUCAUCUCUUUUAGACAAUUAGAUUCAACAUCUGCAGAGACCAUCCAAAGAUGUUGAGUCUGAAAUGGGACACAGCUAGUAUCAGCUAAAUGACUAAACUGACAACAGCAUCAGCUGAGUGGUUUUCAAAUCUUUAUUGUAUACUCUCCACAAAAGGAUGCCAGCUGUUUUGGAGGGAGGGGUUUCCGCCCCCCCAACCAAUCACUGUGACAUCCAUCCACUCAGUGUCAUUUUUCAGUCAAGACAGAGGCUGUGUUAGUGUUAGCAAAUUGUCAGUUAGGUUUUACAAUGCCAAUAGAGUCAUCUGUUUUUCAACAUGUCAGGCAUGUUCACUGAACUACUUACUACUAUUACUGAGGUCCUGCAGUUUAUGUCACACUUUCUUACAGGCCCCACACUGGCAGACGAAAAGUAAGCUUUCUGUCCUGCUAGCGCUAAGACGUGUUAAUACUGAUUGCUGAGAUAGUUUGUUUUUUUUUUACCACUCUGUCAGACACACAUUGUGCAUGCAUUAAUAGAAGAAGUACUGUACCAAACCCAUUUCCUUUCAAUAAACAUCAGUGAUAUUUCUGGAUAUCUGUAAGUAAUAGUGCCAUGUUCAGGGAGAUAAGAUAAAGUCACAACAAAAGGACGGACCAUUAGAGGUUUAAAGUUGAGAGCCCACAGAGCUAACUAGGCUUUGCCAUGAUAAUAUUAGUGAGUUUCCAAGUGAUUCUACAAGUUCCGUAGCAAGUAAAACUACAUCUGAAACCCCAUUGUACCAUUUUAACUAUGCUCAGAGGAAGUAUUUAGUGGAGUGUGGUUGCCAUAGUCACAUUAACUAAUAAAGGAACAGAUAGGGAUCAUUGUGUGUAAUGAACCUGAGGUCAAGUAUAAGGAGUAUGAACUCACCAUCAUCAGGACUUUCCAUUAUUGUAGUUUUUGUUUCUUUUUUCCAUUACUUCAGCAGUGUAGGGGGAUUCUUCACCAGGUCAUUAGACCCAGCUGUUGUCAGUAUGAAUACAUUCUACUGUUAUUAGGCAUAUAGACCAUAGAGCAGGGGUAAUAAUUUCCUAUUAUUAUCACUCUGUUAUUUUAGCUGUUUAGAGCUCAGGUUAAAGAGAUUAGAAACAAUGAAUUAUUGUUUCUGGACUUGUGUAACAUCACUGUAGGACCUCAGGACCACACGGUGACAAUUCCUCUUUAUUGUGCAAUGUCACUGUGCAUUCUAAGCUCUGUUACCUCUGUUUCUUUAUUUUCCAUUAAAACCAUCAAGCAAUAAAGCAACAAUAUGCUUUGCGAUUUCCUCACAUUCUAGUGGGGCCAAACGAUAAAUUUAACAUUUUACGAAACCAAAAGGUUGCACAGCAAAAAUCAGUUUGUUUUAAAGAAAUGCCUCCAGUGUAAUGUUCUCAUUUUUCAUUUUCACUCCAUUUACAACACUGUUGAUAAUUGCGUCAGUUUCAUCAAUACUUGUCACCUUUUGUUUGGAUUCUGCCGCGCACAGUUCAGAGAUUAUUUUAACUGAAGCAAUUGCUUUUCCAGCAAUUCAGUGCACAGAACCAGACUUUUAAAUGAGUCAGUAAAAUUCCAGAUAUCUGAGGCAUCUUGGCACUAUGGAAUCAGGCUACAUUUAAGCUACGUAACGCUGAAAAUGUUGCUUUAAUUUGAUGGUUAGUCAUUUAUUUAUUUAUUUUUAUUAUACCUUCCAAUUUUUCUUGCAAAUUCCGCUCUCACUAUAGAGAUGAGGUGGCCCCUAAGAACCAACAUUUACAUUUAAAAACUACCCUUUUGUGUUAUUUUGUUAUAAUUAAAUAUUAAUUUAAAUAUUAUAUGUUUAUGCCUACCUAUUUUAUGUCAAAUCGAUUUCCUUCGCACUGUUUUCUAGACUAGUCUCAUCAUGCCACGUGUGAGAAAAUGUUCCAGUUUUUCUUUUGCCUUUUUAAGAAAUUUUCACAUUAAGCCUUUUGAAAACUCCACAUUAACACAUGGGACACUAAAGCGCUGCAUGUUUCUUAAUAUUUCUGUGGAAUCACAUAAGUAUGUGAAAGCUAGAUCAGUUCAACUUCAAUCACUUCUAUAAGCAGCCAUAUAUGUAUUUACCAUGGCCAUCAUAUCACAGGAGGACCAGAUAAGAUCUCAAGAUACAUUCUAUCCAUCAAACUAGGGUGGUUGUGGAGAACGGUGUGUGUUUUUUAAGAGCAGACCUCAGUUCAGCUCCCUGUGCUGUCAGCAACCUGAGCCUUUGUCUCAUCCUAGGGGAGAAUUUAUUUUUUACCGUCAUGUUUUAUCUCUGCCUUGCACGCACAGAAUAUGUACAAAACUACAUAAAGCAAACAAAAACAAAGUUAUGAACAGAGUGUAAAUCCAUACCUAUAAUUGUUAAUAAUAAUUAAAAUGAUGAGUUAUGUCAUAA